UUAGGGCAGCACGGAUGGGGCUCGGGGACUCCCACCGGUCCCACGCCCCGGCGCGUGACCAACCCUCCCGUUCCCAGAGCCCCCAGCGCAGGCCAGGAUGUUCGUGCUGGUGGAGAUGGUGGACACCGUGCGAAUCCCACCGUGGCAGUUUGAGAGGAAGCUCAACGACUCCAUCGCCGAGGAGCUGAACAAGAAGUUGGCCAACAAGGUCGUGUACAACGUGGGACUCUGCAUCUGUCUGUUCGAUAUCACCAAGCUGGAGGAUGCGUAUGUGUUCCCGGGGGAUGGUGCGUCGCACACCAAAGUCCAUUUUCGCUAUGUUGUGUUCCACCCGUUCCUGGAUGAGAUUCUGAUUGGGAAGAUUAAAGGCUGCAGCCCAGAGGGCGUGCAUGAGUCGCUGCAGCAGCCGGCCAAGUUCGAUGAAGCAGAGCAGGUGUGGGUGUGGGAGUACGAGACGGAGGAAGGUGCACACGACCUGUACAUGGACACCAGCGAGGAGAUCCGGUUCCGGGUGGUAGACGAGAGCUUUGUGGACACGUCCCCCACUGGUCCUAGCUCAGCCGAGGCCACGUCUUCCAGUGAGGAGCUGCCCAGGAAGGAGGCGCCAUACACACUGGUGCCCUGCCUGUGGGUGAAGGGUGCCUGUCCUCUUUCCACCCGGCAGGGGUCCAUCAGUGAGCCAGGCCUGGGCCUUCUUUCCUGGUGGACCAGUAACUAGCCCUGGGCUCGACUGCAGUUCCUGCCAGUGCAGCAGCCCCACCCUACCCUCAGGAAGGUGGUACAUAGCUGGCCGUGAAGACAAGCAGCAGCUGAGGAAGAUGCCAGGUGGAGCUUUCACCCCCGCCAUGGAGCUGGAGGUGGGGCUGGAGUGCGUGUAGCUUGGCCUCUGGCUUCCUGGCCCUGCUCUUCCAGGAACUGCCUCCAGAGUUUCACUGCCUGAAGUGCUUCACCGCCCCCCAUGGACUUCUGACUUUCAGUGACAGCAAAGACAUUUAAUAAACAAUGGCUAUGUUAGUGGGAAAGGGCCACCCAUCUCUACCAACGGCCAGUGUCAUGAUCUAAG
Messenger RNA from Trichechus manatus latirostris (Florida manatee), 1063 nucleotides. RefSeq names its product RNA polymerase III subunit H (gene POLR3H). Gene Ontology annotation, cellular component: RNA polymerase III complex. The transcript has 6 exons. The coding region runs from base 98 to 718 and encodes 206 amino acids. Gene Ontology annotation, molecular function: DNA-directed RNA polymerase activity; DNA binding. Gene Ontology annotation, biological process: transcription initiation at RNA polymerase III promoter; DNA-templated transcription. NCBI's taxonomy places the organism in Eukaryota, Metazoa, Chordata, Mammalia, Sirenia, Trichechidae. The record is from RefSeq and is a predicted model, not a curated record.